UAUGACGAGAUGCUGAAAAUUUGCGUUGAGGACGCUAGUGAAAAUGUCUACGGACCCGGAAACCCCUGUAUGAACGACGGGGAGUACAUGAAGCCCGACCCCGAAAAAGGCGAAAAGGCCAACUAUACGUGCAGCUGUCUUCCCGCCUUCGAAGGGAAGCUCUGUGAGAAGGAGAAAAACCCCUGUAUCAAGGAGGGCGGCGAUAAGUUCUGCCAUCCCUUUAAGUGUGCACGCGCUCCUGAGGAUAUCUACAAGGGUUUUCGGUAA
Molecule: messenger RNA, 267 nt
Organism: Dibothriocephalus latus
Lineage: Eukaryota; Metazoa; Platyhelminthes; Cestoda; Diphyllobothriidea; Diphyllobothriidae
Source: the annotation of a GenBank genome assembly